Molecule: messenger RNA, 885 nt
Organism: Torulaspora globosa
Lineage: Eukaryota; Fungi; Ascomycota; Saccharomycetes; Saccharomycetales; Saccharomycetaceae
Exons: 1
Coding region: 1-885 (294 amino acids)
Source: RefSeq, a predicted model, not a curated record
AUGUGCGGCGAAUGCAGGCCAAUCGUCAUAACGCUUACCUUUUUGAUAUUAUCUGGAAUAAUUUAUGCCGAAUUUACGGGGAUCCCAGGCAACCAACAUCCACCAAAUGGUCUGGUCGACGCAAAAAAUAAGAUUGACUAUUCAGACCUUUCCAUCGCGUUGAUCAACGAUUUAGUUCUCAUAGCGCAGAUAUUUGUGACCUGCGUACCGACUGGAGCGCUGGCUCCAGUCGCGCCGAAUUUCGUCAGAGUGUCAUGUAUGUUCAAUUUAUUAAGCGCACUGUCACUAUUGGCAUUGAGCAUCCUUAUAGGGUGGGACAAAAUGGAUGAGAGCCGAACCUUCAAGCUAAAGGUCAGACAAAUUUUUGACUGCUGGGCUGCACGAAAUACCCGUUAUCCUCGUCGCAGCUUUAAUCCAGAGGUAACAGCACUGUCACACGUCAGAGAGUUCUCCCACUGGCUCGACUUGCAUUUCGACAUAUUCGUGAAGUCUGGCAACCAACGGCUUCUAUGUGGUAUCUUCGAGAUGGGGGAAAAUACCCUAUUCAGCUAUCCAGGCUUCACCAAUGAACUGUGCGUCACUAAGGAAGGUUUAAGGAAACUUGGCGAGAACAGAUUCUCGACAUUGCCCUUGAACACGCUAAAGAAACUGACUCAAUUUCUGAUUCGUGGCGGAUUGCUUAGAGCUGCGAUUAACCCACCAUUAUUUCUUCUCUCGUCGAUCCAAAUCUUCGGCAACCUGACACAGGAGGUACAACAACGGAUCUACCAAAUGACCACUCUCAUAGAGCAGGAAGCAUGGAACGGCCGCGACAUUGGUUUCACAAUCCAGGAGGACCAAAAACUCCUGCUGACAUUCAGAUACAGUUCUCACAGGUUGGUUUGA